Messenger RNA from Oncorhynchus keta (chum salmon), 3122 nucleotides. It is a transcript of the gene gstcd, whose product is annotated as glutathione S-transferase, C-terminal domain containing. The transcript is spliced from 14 exons. The record is from RefSeq and is a predicted model, not a curated record. Bases 190 to 2187 code for a protein of 665 amino acids. Lineage: Eukaryota; Metazoa; Chordata; Actinopteri; Salmoniformes; Salmonidae.
UUUUGUAAUACAAUGUUUACAUUUAAUUGAAGUAUGUAUGUAUCAUUGAUGAGGUCGGUCUGUAUUGACUGUUACCCGUGGAACUGACUUGAGGAAGUGACGUACUUACUAUAACAACGUGCACAGUGAGCUUCACAUGAACUGUUUGAUUGACACCAAUAUUCAACCUAUUGAGUACCUCCUGUCACAAUGACGCAGACAGACCCACAUCAGGAGCAGCCAGAGUGUCUCUACCUGGAAUUAUCAUCCCAAAACGAGCAGCCCUCUGUUCCCCUACACACCUCCAUCUCACUCUUCCUACUGUCUUACUGCGAGUGCACAUCAUUCAAAGUCUUCCUCGUCUCUGCCAAGCCUGACACACAAAGCUCACAAUCCUGGAAGUCACAGGUACCAACGUCUUUAGCUGUCUCGAUGGUCCAUGUCAAGGACCUGCCUGUGUUGGUGAGGGGCUGCCGUCUCCCCGCCGUACUGGAUGAGACUGGGAGGUACUGCAGGGCCGGGCUGGCUGUGGUGCUCAGGCAUAUUAUAGACAGGACCUGUGAGGCAGACCCCAGAAGGAAGGAUGCAGCAUCACUGCUAGGGUUCAAGAAGACCUGUCUGAAGGCCUGCGCUGAGGUGAGCCAGUGGACCAGGCUGUGUGAGCUCAGUAUCCCCUCAGCCGUGGAGGCCCACCUCCGGCAGCCCACUAACCCAUCCCUGCACCUCCCAUCUGCCCUCCUCAACCUUGAAAAGACACUAGGCGAGCCCGUCAAGGUGCACAACGACGACAAGAUCCGCCGGCAGAAGCUCCAGCAGCAGCAGAAGAACCACCAGAAGAAAAUCUCUCAGGACCUCCAAGAGGACCAAGGGACAGACGUCACCCAGCCCCAGGAUUCGCAGUCCGCCAACGGGCUAGAACUCCAAGCAGCCCUGGCCAAGCUGUAUGUGGAUAGUGGUGCAGUUCCGUCCACGACCAUUAGGGAGAGCUCUGACAUCAGGAAAGUGAAGACCACAGAGCUGCCGCAGCUGGAGCAUGUGUUUGCCGAGGGGCUGUACUUCACUCUGACUGAUGUGGUGUUGCUGCCUUGUAUCCAUCAAUACCUGAGCUCCCUCCAGAGCCACAACGCCAGCGCGCUAUCCCAGCUGCCUCUCUUGCUGCGCUGGUACCUCCAGGUCCAGGAAGUCCCCGGGGUCCCCAGGGCGGCCCAGGCCUGUGGGAUGGCCCUCUCCACCCCCAAGGCCUUCACUACCGGCCCCCCAACCAUAGCCGAAACACAACAGUCCAGCCAAGCAAAUCAGGAAAGCCUGGAGAUGACGAUGAAGGAGGUGCACUUCGUUGGAGGCCCCAGGCCCACUAUGACUAAACUCAAAGAGAGGGGUAUUGAGGCCGUCUUCUCACCUCAUCCUUGCCCCUCCUGGACCCUCCCCUGGGACAGCUUACCGGAGGCCGUCAACCCAACUGAAGGGAAGAUGUCUGACGUCCGCGCCGCGAGGAAACGGCAGCAGCUGAACAACCUGGUCGCCAUGGCGACGGAGCUGGCCCGACCGGGGGACACCGUGGUGGAUUUCUGCAGCGGAGGGGGCCACGUCGGGAUCGUUCUGGCUCACACUCUGCCCGACUGCCAGGUGAUCCUGAUAGAGAACAAGGAGGAGUCUCUGGUUAGGGGGAAGGUGAGGAGUGCUGAACUGGGCCUGACCAACAUAGGCUUCAUCCAGGCCAACCUGGACUACUUCACUGGACCCUUCCACAUAGGGGUGGCCCUCCAUGCGUGUGGCGUUGCGACAGACAUGGUGGUAGAGCAGUGUAUCCAGGCGGGAGCGACCUUCGUGGUCAGCCCCUGCUGCUACGGCUUCGUCCAGAACACACUGAAGUUCACCUUCCCCAGGAGCAAAAGGUUUCUGGAGACACUGAGUUACAAGGAGCACAUGAUCCUCUGCCGCUUCGCAGACCAGACAGCUGUCCAGCUGCCUUCAGAACGACGCUUAAUAGGUAAACAGUGCAUGGGCCUGGUGGACCUGGACCGCUCCUGGGCAGCAGAGACUCAUGGGUACUCUGUCAGGGUGAUGACCAUGGAGCCAGACAGCUGCUCCCCCAAGAACAACAUGCUGGGCACAGCAGAGGAACUUCAUCAAUCCCACUCCUUCAUUAAUACAAGCAGUGAGCAACAGCUUCCACCCGCGGAAACAGCUUCCACCCUACACCCCUGAAAAAGAGUCUCCUUUCUGCCAAUACAGUGGCAUAUGCAGGAUCUGUAGUACACAGAGUGACUAUGACAAGCGUACUGUCUGGAUGAGCGCUACAGACAACGGUGUUGCCCAGAGUAUUUGCUGCACGACGCACUGGACAGUUACAAAAAUAUGACCCAGGAUGACAGCCUCACUCCCAAACCUCCCCACCCCCCCUGACCAACAAGUCCUUUGCUUUCUUCAAUACUCCUCACUUGGCUAACAGUUUGACCACAUAAACACUGGUACAUCUUGAGCACUGACCAGACCUUUGCAGGUUGUGGAUCUUCCACCGGUGCCAAGUAGCACCUUAUAUAUCAGAAGCUUCUACAGCCAUGACAUAUUUUCUGGAAUUUUCCAAGCUGUUUAACUUAGUCAACUUAGUGUAUGUAAUCUUCUUGCCCACAUUGUGAGACAGUGGAAUUGUGAGACAGUGAAUUAUAAGUGAAAUAAUCUGUCUGUAAACAAUUCUAUUAUUCUACAUUGUAGAAAAUGUAUAAAAACCUGUUUUGCCUUUGUCAUUAUGUGUUAUUGUGUAUAGAUUGAUGAGAGAAUUUUUUUUUUUUUUAGAAUAAGGCUGUAACAAAAUGUGAAAAACAUCAAGGGUUCUGAAUAUUUUCAGAAUGCACUGUAUAUAUUGGAUUUUCUGUAACUACUACAGUGGAGGUAGGUAUACAGGAGGUAUACAGUGACCUAUUUCAAAAACAACUUGUAUCUACGGCCACUGCACGUAAUGGUCAUAUUGACGGGUAUUUCAAGCUUCCAACAUAAUACUUUUUACUGUUGCCUGAAAAGGUUCUGGAUAGAACCAAGAAGGGUUCUAUGCUUGCUUCAUAUAUGGCACCCCGAAAGGUUCUCUCUCUAUAUAUAUCAACGCAACAUGUAAAGUGUUGGUCCAAUGUUUCAUGAGCUGAAAU